AUGCCGCAUAUGCGCCCUGGUUAUGUAACAUUCCACGCAUUUUGCCGUGCACUGCAUCGGAUUGGAAAAAUGUUCAAGUCAAAGAAAAAGACGCUCAACAUCUCCAGCGAUACCCCUACAUACACAGUUAUGUACCUGGGUAACUCAACCACAAUUCAAUCGAAGGGUGACGGUUGUACCGACGAUGCUGUUAAGAAAAUAUUGAAGAAGACUGACUUGGGGAAGGCUGGCACAAAAAUGAACUUGACGAUUAGCUCCCAAGGUAUCCGCAUGGUGCCAAAAGAUGAGACGGCGAAAAAACCCGGACACUUGUAUUUGCUGCACAGGAUAACUUACUGCGUUGCGGACACAAAAUACCCAAAGUUAUUUGCGUGGGUAUACAGGCAUGAGAUCAAGCAUAAAGCUGUCAUGCUUCGAUGCCAUGCGGUGUUGGUGUCGAAAGCUGAAAAGGCCAAAGUGAUGGCGCUUCUCCUGUACCAAACAUCAUCAACUGCGCUGGCGGAAUUUCAGAGACUCAAACGGAGAGAAGAUGCCAGGCAUCAGCAACAGCGUCUUAUUGGCGAGCAAACGAUCCCUCUGGUCCCCAUGAGAAAACUGAUGAACGGCCAGUGCUGCUAUAAACCUCCAGUGGAGCGCAGCAGGAGCGCGCCCAAAUUAGGUGCCAUCACUGAGGAUUCGAUCGGAGAAGAGGAAGAGGAGAAAACUUCCCUUUUUGACUGCGAUGAGUUUCUUGACGGAGAUUGUUUCGAUGGCAGCAAAGAAGAGCUGCAUGGGAUUCUUUAUGAUCUGAACGAACUGUGCAUUGGGAACGAUCCGCAUGCAUUGAAAGCUGAUGUUCAUGUUACGCGGUUACUCUCAGGUGAAAGCACCGGCAGCGAAUCCUCCAUUGACAGCACUCACUUCUGCUCUAGUCCUGAUGACUCAGAUGAGUCGUCAGAUGACAAAAGUGCGGAAUCUGUGUAAACAAGAGCAAGACAACUUGCAUACUCCACUUCAAACUCAGGUGGACGCAGGAGAAGAGCAGUACUUUGGGCAGUAGGCCUCUUGUUCUCUGAAGAUGUAGACCUAGGCAGAGGCGAUUCUAGGGUCAGGUGGGGCCCCAAGCGAAAAUGCAAAAGAAUGAACAUUUGAACUAAAAUCACCACAGCUGUAGUACAAUAUGGGCUGUUAUUCACUAUCUAGGGGCCCCAAGCGACUGCCUGCCUUGCCUGGUGGCAAGAUGCGCCUCUGGACCUAGGCCUACGCCUUAGAAUGGACCUCACCUCACAGAUCUGUUUGAAAUUUCACAGUAGGCCUAUGUGGAUAUAAAUGAAAUGUGGAAUAUGGACGUGCCUGUAAUAUGACACAAUAUCUAAAUAGAUUAGAUGAGUUUGUAGAGGUUUUGUAUUUUCUGCAUGCCAUGUAUGUCACUUUAAAUGGUUUGUUGUUGUUGUUGUUGUUUUAGUGUAUAGUGUUUGAUCAGUAGUUUUCCAAAGAUAUCUUUGCUGUGCAAAAGGUGGGAUGAUUCCCUAGUACUGAUACUGGUUAUUAAUAAGAUGUAUUUGUACUGUUUUAUCCCUUAGUGCCUAUUGUAUAUGUUAUA
Messenger RNA from Engraulis encrasicolus (European anchovy), 1582 nucleotides. Its product is annotated as protein FAM43A-like. Bases 1 to 963 code for a protein of 320 amino acids. The transcript has 2 exons. Lineage: Eukaryota; Metazoa; Chordata; Actinopteri; Clupeiformes; Engraulidae. The record is from RefSeq and is a predicted model, not a curated record.